CUGCAUGUGUGUGCCUUAAACUAAAAAGUGUGCAUCUUGAUAACGUACCUGCAACGUAGGAGAGGGCUCUGAAAACGUCUCGAGAAUGUCUGGUAAGAACUAUUUUGACGGGACCGAUGCGACGUAUGAUGUGGCUGUGGCUGCCUUCAAGUUACCAGUUGUUGUGUCACCGCAAACCAGUACACAGCAUAGUGAUAACAGCGGUAGCAAUUCAGUUAGACAUCGGCAGCAGAGUGAUCAUUCUACCAUCAAUAGUGGCUCGAGCAUCUCGAGGGAAAAUUCGGAAGAAGUUAGUGAAAGUGAAAACAUUGUUAGUAAACAUUCCGAUAGCGGUCCGGUCUGUGGUGCCGCUAGAGAUAAGACCGGUACGUUAUCAACGCAACUUACGAACGGCGGUGUAGGUGGUAGCAGCCACACAAGUGAAUCUAUGAUUUUCUCAUCGAUAAGAAGUGGCGAGGAGCAUGUAAACACUCCUUCGGUGAUUACAUCCAGUUCUAAGCAGUUACAGGAGAGUGCUCAGAAGAAUGAAGCAUUGACCAGUGCCAACCAACAGCUGACGUCUCCGCCACGAUACUCCACCUUGCAGCCCGUUCUCUCGGUUAGUCCGAAUUUGUACCAACACGGAAGUUACUUUAGCUAUCCUGGCCAGACAGAUCCUUCCUUCAACAGUUGGCCGUACGACUUGUCUUACAAAACAAGUGAUCCCAUACGUCAUCCGCAUCACGAACCACAGCCGGGAAACGAAGAACGCAGUUUGAGCCACCAUCACCAACACCAGCAAAGGGACGUCUACGGUGAUUCCAGCAAUCAUCAUUCGCACGAUCCGCAGAACCAGCAGCAGCAGCAUUCGAAUUUAAGCAUUAAUUCCAUUAGUAGCGAGUCGUCAGCCAUGAGGAGCAGUUUGUUAACGAUGUGUCCGACAUUCGGCUCCUCCUUGGGGCAGCAUAUUAGCGAGGAUUUGCACCACCAAGCAAACCAUCCUCAUCAGCACAAUUCGGCGAUAGAUGAGGUAAUUGCCGAUACCUUGAAGGACGAAAACUGCGCAAUCGUAGAUCAUUAUCUUACUCUUGGUGGUGCGGCUGGCAUGGUGCAUCCUGGUUCGGAUUUGGGUGGCGAUUCUCCCCAACAUCAUCACAGCGACCUGCAUGAUUUGAAAGACUAUAGUGCUGCAGUUUAUCAUAACAAUAAUGACAAAAGUGUGAUUAACUUCAACCAUCAUCACCAUCAUCAUCAGCUGCAGCAGCAGCAGCAACAGCAACAGAACGCACACAAUGGCAACAGCAGCGGAGGCGAAUCGCGAAGUCCCUCGGGUUAUUCGCACGAUGAACUAGACGGCAGUUUGGCGAGCUUUACUCAGUUGAUCAACGUACCUCGCGGGAGUGAUACCACCUCGACGUCGGUGUCUGUGGCGGCAGUCGCGGCCGCAACCAUGUACCAAUCAUCACCGGUUCACGACCAUGCGAGUGCAGCGCUGAUGCAGCACGGAACGAGCAUCUACGAUACCUUGCAAGGCGGCGUUCCUAGCAGUCCCUCGUACAGUCGUUGCAACUUUCCUUCGGCGGCUUCGAUGCAGUACUUCAAUACUAGCCCCACGCAUGAUCCGGCGCAUAUGUGGUCUUCCGGAAUAACCGACAGCGAAUACCUGAAAGGAAGUUUACCGGCUUUCCAGCGCAUCGUAUCCAAUACCAAUGCCGCGCGAGCUAAUAACUAUAAUUCCAUUUCAUCCAGCUAUGGCCAACAGACUGAUGCCUGGCCCACACACUACGAGGUCAGCGCAAUUGCAUUCAGUGGUGCAUCAUCCGGAACGUCCGGAAAUGGUCGACGGACGACGCCAACCUUGACACCAACGACUGCUUUUUCGGCAGCCGCCUCACUGACUGCAAUGGCCGCUGAACAGGGCGGGGAUCACUAUAAGAGCUAUGGCUACAAUUCAUUGACAACUCGCACCACUGAGGAGAAGCAAAGCCGAAGACUGAGUUCAGCGCGACGCGUCGGACUGCAAUGCUCAAACUGUGACACCAAAACUACUUCGCUCUGGAGACGCAAUCAGGUCGGCGAGCCGGUGUGCAACGCGUGCGGUCUCUACUACAAGUUGCACAACGUCAACCGACCGUUGACGAUGAAGAAGGACAACAUUCAGUCACGCAAACGCAAACCGAAGGGCAGCAAAAAUACCGACGGAGCAGCAUCGUCUAACUCGAAGAGCAGCAAUAGCAACAGCAGUGGCACCAACAAUAACACCAACAACAACAAUAGCAACAAUAACAAUAAUAGCACCACUACCAGCAGUAAUAAUAACUCGAGCAGCACCGCGAGCUCGUCCGUGUUGGGAAACUCCCUAUCCGAACUGAAAUCCUUGAAAGCUACGGUCGGUCACUCGGGAAUAAUUCAGUCAACUUCGACACACUCAAGCAUCGGCAGCAGCGUGUCCCCAACGCAUCAAUCGCCGUCACCUGCACAUCACAACCAGCUUUCGCCGAUUUCCUACACUGACCAAAUACCUUCGCCUACCAUUAUCAGCAGUAAUAACAACAAUAAUAACAGCAAGUAUAACCAUCAAAAGAGCGUCUUCAUGAUGCCACCGUACGGAACGUCGUUGCCCAAUCCUAGCAACAUGGCCAAUCAUCAAACGAAUGCGUCAUCGCUUAGCCCAAUGGGCUACCAUCUCAGCGGUAACGGACAGUCCAACGGCUCCAUGAUGAGUCCAAAGUUUCCUCAGAGCCCAUCGGAAUCACCGAGCAGCAUGUAUUACGAUAUGAUGCACUCCGAUGUGAAUGGCGUCGAUCAGCAUGGUCUGGGAUCGAUUGUGAAAAUGGAACCAAUGGCAAACCACUACUCAGCUGCCUAUCAGGCAAUGCACCAACAGGUGGUCCAACAACAUCAUCACCAUCAGCAGCAGCAGCACCAGCUUCAACAAAUGCAACUGCAGCAUCAGCAAUUGCAUCACCAGAGUCGAAGCCCGUCCGUUUCCGAUGAGAACGAACAAUCCCCGGAGUGUCUCGAAAACAAGCAUAACAUCACUCGGCCGACUGUGGUCUCCAUGCCCAGCUAAGCUGCAUAAUGCAGCACGAUGGGGGCGCACUGUGAAACAUAAAAAGAAAAACAAACAUUUCUGAAUCUCAUGCUCAGAAGCCAAAUGCUGAUAAAACCAAAAAGACUAAUAAGAAUAGCCAAACCAACAUUUUCUCUUGUGAUGAUUCAUCAUGACAAUAUUAUAUGUUAAUGUUCAUAUAGGCAGGUACUAUUAAGAGGAGAAGCUUUAUCUCUUUUCCAAAUUCGUUUAGAAUAUAGUUUCAUUUCGUUAUAGCGUGGUAACUAAUGUUGACGGUGAAGAUUUAAUUGUUUUGUAAAUAGAUCACCCAUUGUAAAAAGGCUUACAGCAUAAAAACGAGUGUGUCAUCUAAUCAACUGCUUCAGCCCAAAACUAUUGUAAGCUCCAAAGUUUUUGUUUUAAAACGAAGUUUGGUUAUACUGAUUGUGAAUACAUACAUACAACGUUCUUUUGAUCACCGUUACCUUUGAGAAGAAGAUUCUGCAACAGCACUUCUUGGUUUAGGUACAAAUGUUGCAAGUAGUGUAAAUGUAUAGGUUUUAGUGCAUGUGUGUACAUAAGGAAUAGCUCUCUGACUCCGAAAUGAAUACUUCAAAAACUUUCCAUACCGGUAAUUUAGAUCGAUCGAGCGCGAAAAGUUGCACUUGAUCAGUCGAGAGAAAAGAGGUCAAUUCUCAAUGACAAGAACCGUUGUCGAAGAAGAAAAAACUAUUGGUUAAUUCACGUGUUCUUAAACAUUAGUUUGUUAAAAUUGCGUUUAUUGUUAA
This is a messenger RNA of Sabethes cyaneus, 3819 nucleotides long. Its product is annotated as box A-binding factor-like. Gene Ontology annotation, biological process: negative regulation of transcription by RNA polymerase II; positive regulation of transcription by RNA polymerase II. The record is from RefSeq and is a predicted model, not a curated record. The coding region runs from base 86 to 3052 and encodes 988 amino acids. NCBI's taxonomy places the organism in Eukaryota, Metazoa, Arthropoda, Insecta, Diptera, Culicidae. Gene Ontology annotation, molecular function: RNA polymerase II cis-regulatory region sequence-specific DNA binding; zinc ion binding; DNA-binding transcription factor activity, RNA polymerase II-specific. The transcript is spliced from 8 exons.